Penicillium olsonii is the source of this 1257-nucleotide messenger RNA. NCBI's taxonomy places the organism in Eukaryota, Fungi, Ascomycota, Eurotiomycetes, Eurotiales, Aspergillaceae. The record is from the annotation of a GenBank genome assembly.
AUGCAAUUUUCCGAAUCCCAAAGCCGCUUCCUGGAUAGCGUCCAAGGCGCUCUCCGUCGCUAUGAUUCACAGCUGAAAGAUAUCAAUCAGAAGAUCUGGUCAAAUCCCGAACUUGCAUACGCAGAGUUCGAUGCACAUGAUCAUAUCUGUGAGCUCUUCGACAAUCUCAAAGCGGAAGGAUAUUCCGUCACCCGCAAAGCAUAUGAUCUGGAGACUGCCCUUGUUGUCGAAUAUAAGCAAGGUGAUGGCGGUCGAGUUGUGACCUUCAACGCUGAAUAUGAUGCUCUUCCAGGGAUUGGACAUGCAUGCGGUCACAACCUCAUCGCAACUAGCUCGAUUGCAGCCUUCAUUGCAGCAUGCGAGGCUAUGAAAGCCCAAUCCAAACAAUCCUCAGGCAAUGGAUUCACUCUUCGUCUCAUGGGAACUCCCGCAGAAGAGUCCGGAGGUGGGAAAGUGCGUCUCCUGAAUGAAGGAGCUUAUAAGGAUGUGGACGCCUGCCUCAUGGUUCACCCUAUUCCGAUGGUGCCCGGGAACCCUGACCUGAUGGGCAUGGCCUCCGUGGUAGAAGGUGGAUUCCUCGCCAAUAACAAAGUCAAAGUGACUUUCACUGGUAAGCCGGCACAUGCUGCUGCCGCUCCUUGGGAAGGCAUCAAUGCAUUGGACGCUGUGGUUUCGGCAUAUGUCAAUAUUUCAAUGCUGCGCCAGCAGAUACUUCCCACGCAGAAGAUCCAUGGAGUCAUUGCUAAUGGCGGUGAUCGGCCGAAUAUCAUUCCGAUGUCCGCGACUGUGGACUAUUAUAUUCGUUCUCCGACCGUCAAGUCACUUAAACCCCUGACUGAAAGAGUGGUGAAAUGUUUUGAGGCGGCUGCAACUGCAACUGGCUGCAAGGUUGACUUUGAGUGGGGUCCUUCAUACGACGACCUCAAAUCCAACAUACCGAUUUGUGAAAGCUAUGUCUCUGUGAUGCGUGCACUGGGCCAUCAUACAUUGCUUGAUAACUCGACACAGAAGAGCACUUUGGCCGGGGCUUCUACAGACAUGGGCAAUGUCUCCUAUGCAGUUCCUGGCUUCCAUGGAAUUUUCACCAUUCCCACUGAUGGUGUCAACCACACGCCCCAGUUUACUAAGGGCGCUGGCUCCGAGGAGGGAUACAAGAGAGCCCUUGCAUGCGCAGCGGGAAUGGCCGUCGUGGCCUGUCAGAUACUCGUGGACGAUGAAUUUGCUGCGGAUGUGAAGAGGAACUUUGAUGAAAACUGA